UAUAAAAGAGGUACAAAGAAAUCAAUAUAACGAACAGGCGGCCCAGCUAGAUAUACUCUCCACAUAUAUAUCUAUUUUUCCUUCCAAAGCUCAAGAAAUUAACUAAACAAGUUGAUUAUUAGCAUCGAUACAUAUGGCUGGAGCUAUUGUCUACGAAGAUUUCGAACCCUACAGCAAGUGGCAGAGAGAGCAAGAACAUGACAUGCUUGAGGUUCAUCUCAAUGGUUUCAAAAAGGAUCAACUUAAGAUUCAACUCAGCAAUCUUGGAGUCAUGAUAAUAACUGGAGAACGUCCUUUGGAAGGGAGCAAACGAAGCCGUUUUCGGAAAGAAUUGAGGCUUUCAUCAAUGGAUUACAAAACUGAUGAAAUUCGCGCAAAAAUGUCUGGUGAUAUUCUUUCAGUAUUUUUGCCUAAGAAAACUGUAUUAUCAUCACCCUCCUCUCAAAAUAAUAUGUCGACAUUGCCACUGCAAAAUAAAGAAAAUGAAAGAACCCAACCGAAGACCAUCCCAUCUGGUACUACAACUGAAAAUACCAAAACCAGCAAGUUUUCAGGCUACAGAUUUCGGCUGCCAGAUAAUAUAGUUUUAAAUCUUGGAACUAGGAAUGUUGUUAUAGCGUUUGCUUUGGGGAUAGUUGUUGGUGCAUUUGUAAUGUACAUGUACCGUCAGCUCUCUCUCUAUUGAAAGCUAAAUGUUACUACUGUUCUAGCUUCUAAAAGCUAUUACAUUCUGUAAUCUAUGCCAUAUAUUCUGAUUUGAAGGUUUCAAUUAAACAAUGCCACAUAUUCUGAUU
This is a messenger RNA of Hevea brasiliensis (rubber tree), 794 nucleotides long. RefSeq names its product inactive protein RESTRICTED TEV MOVEMENT 2. Bases 134 to 685 code for a protein of 183 amino acids. NCBI's taxonomy places the organism in Eukaryota, Viridiplantae, Streptophyta, Magnoliopsida, Malpighiales, Euphorbiaceae. The record is from RefSeq and is a predicted model, not a curated record. The transcript has 2 exons.